GUGACUGUGUCCGCCGCAGCUACCGGAUAAAAGCGUUUCCUCUCAGCUGCUGCUGUUUAUCCCGAUGAGCCGCGCAGGUCGACAUGGAUUGGUGCCUGUUGGUUUGUUUGAUUUUUCUGGCGCAUUUGAGAGUUUUCAGAGGACAAAUCUCGGAGUGCAGUCAUGAUCAGUGGCAGUGUGACGAUGGAUGGUGUAUCCCUGCUAUGUGGAGAUGUGAUGGAGAUGGAGAUUGUCUGGAUGGAUCAGAUGAAGUGGAUUGCACUGGACUCCGAGGCUCUGAUUGUCCACCAGGUCAGUUUCCUUGUGUGGACUCUGUUGGCUGUGUUAAAGCAUCGGCCCGCUGCGAUGGACAAAAACAAUGUCCCACUGGCUCCGAUGAGGAGAACUGUCCAGUCACAGAGGGCUGCCUGGACUCUGACUGGACAUGUCAAAACCACAUCUGUAUCCCUAAAGAGCUGAGGUGCAAUGGAGUAGAUGACUGCAUGGACAACUCUGAUGAAAAGGACUGUGGUCUGUGCAGUGAGGGCAGCAUACGGUGUCCUGAGGGGACAUGUCUAUCUGCUGAGGAGCAGUGUGAUGGCACGUUUCACUGUUCUGAUGAAAGCGAUGAGCCCAUAACCUGCGGGCGUGUCUGCCUUAUGGACAAUGGUGGAUGUAGCCAUGUCUGCACUGAUGAACCCAGGGGAGUUCUGUGUUCUUGUCCUGCUGGAUAUAAGCUGUCUCCCAAUGGAACAGACUGUGAAGAUUUGGAUGAAUGUGCUCCACCUUUCGACUCCUGUGCUCAUCACUGCAGUAACACCAUCGGUUCUUACUAUUGCUACUGCAGAGAGGGAUUCAAACUAAAUGAAAACUCAACAUGUGUGGCUUCAGCUAAUCCUGUCCGAUUGCUGCUGGUUGGGGGGACAGCUUUAGGAUUAUUGAAUGUGAAAUCUCAACAGUUUGAAAUUAUUCAGAGUUCAACAUUUGACUCUGUGGCCUUGGCGUUUGAUGUUGCGCGGGGGUGGUACUACUGGGCUGACAGCCGUGGCAACAUUUACAAAAGUGAUGGACAUCAAAGCUGGACAGCCUAUACUGGAGAGCCUGGAAUCAAAGGUUUAGCUUGUGACUGGCUCAAUGGGAAUCUGUUCUGGACCAAUGAGAAGACGGAGUCCAUCUACCUGCAGAGUUCUGAUGGAAAAAGUUACACUGCUCUGCUCAGCAAAAACAUCAGGCCCUCAGAGCUGGUCGUUAUGCCUGUAGAAAGCUUGAUGUUCUGGAUCAAUACGGGUCCAGGUGACAGGGCGACAAUAGAAAAGUCUUGGAUGGAUGCCUCAGAAAGAAGAUCUCUGGCGGUCAUCACUGCUCAGUCUGCCCACAGCCUCACUGCUGAUGUAGCUGCCAGACGGCUGUACUGGAUCAGUGACUUCAAGAGGUCCAUAGAGACUGUGAAGGUGGAUGGGAGUGGCCGUUACUCCUACACAGGACUGUUCAGCAGGAGAGCACCACUGAGCCUUGCUGUGUUUGAAAGUUCAUUUUAUUGGGUUGAUAACAAAGGACUCUGGCAGGCUCCACAGACUCAACUGAGCCAGAGAAAAUUUAUAUGGGAACCCACACUGCCAGUAUUGGCUGUUUACCAUGAGCUACAGCAGCCUCAAGGUUAUUCUGCAUGUGCAAAAACACCCUGUCGCCUCUGCCAGCUAACUAAAGGCAACCCUCUUGGAUUCACCUGCUCUUGUCCAAACCUCAAAUUGUUGCUGCUGGAUGGGACAUGUGAAAAUCCACGGUUUCUCUAUGCUACAAAUACGGAAAUCAUCUUGUUGGAGUUGGAAGAAAAAGGGUUUACUGAAAGCCAGCUGUUCACUACCAAUGAGGGGAUCCUCUCUUUUGAGAUUGACUGGGACAGAGACUGGCUUUACUGGGCAAACCAAACUGGCCACAUUCAACGCAUCAGUUUAACAGAGGUCACCACUGAGCUGGUCCCAACACCUUUGCCAGUUUGUCUGCUAAAUGUGGACCAGAGGAGCGGAAGCCUUUAUUGGGUGUCAUGUCAUCGAAACACCAUCGGAACAAUCACAGCAGACAGCUACUACCCAAAGCAGCUUUACUACACGACAAAGGAGAUUAAAAACUUGUAUCUGGACUGGCUGCGGGGUACUAUCAUCUGGCUAGAAGAAGAUCGAAUUCUCAGCAUGAGCAUGUUGGGAGGUGACGCUAAAGAGCUGCUGCACAUAGCUGAAGGAGUGAGUGGGGGCAUCGCUUUUGACCUCAGGGCUAAUAGUCUGCUGUGGAACUCAAAAACGGCAGGCUUAACAACAUUAAGUUUGCUGCGAGAGAGAAGCCACCAAGCUGGAAGAAGAUGGAAGAUUUCAGGCUCAGUCGUAGCUGCCCUCGAGCCCUUUCUCUUGUCAGUUUCAGACAACGUAAUGACUCUGUGGGAUCAGCGUGAUGGGAGCCCCAUUCAAGAUGCAGCUGUGACGGGUCAUGUGAUCAGAGUAAUCACUGCUCUCAUAGAUAUCCAGACAGUUCAGACCUGUAGGAAACCAUCGUUUUUGUGCAGACACUCAUCAGUCUGCCUCUCAGAAGCUCAGCUGUGUGACAGGAAAAAGGACUGCCCGGAGGGGGAUGACGAGUUUUGUCCUGGGGCUUGUCUGUCUAUAGGGGAGUUCGAAUGCCGGGACCGGAGCAGCUGCAUUUCCAGACGUCUUGUGUGUGAUGGUCGGUCUGAUUGUACUGAUGGCUCGGAUGAGGCUGAUUGUCCGAAUGCAGCUCCUCGUACAAGUCGGGCAAAUGUGAUGAAAUGUCGCAGAGGCUCAAAGCCAUGUGAAGAUGGCAAAGACUGUGUUUUAUAUAGUCACGUGUGUGAUGGAGAGGACGACUGUGAGGAUGGAUCAGAUGAACUGGGCUGCGAUGCCCUGCGACAGAACAUGACUACCACAAGAACUAAUAAGGACCAAUCAAACAAAACUCCAGGUUCUACCACUCAUUCUCCUCGAACUCUCCUGGCCUGCACCAGUCCCUCUGUCCUCUGUCCUUCUUCUGCUUACCUCUGCAUAUCUCCAGACCAGUUCUGCAAUGGGCAUAGUGACUGCCCUGACGGCUUUGACGAAAAGAACUGUGUAAAAAGUUGCCCCUCGAAAAAUGACUUUCUCUGCAAAGAUCAUCGCAGCUGCGUAUCUAAAAGCCUGGUUUGUGACGGUGAAUUUCAUUGCUACGACGGCUCUGAUGAGGUCGACUGUUCGAGUGCAGCCACGGCUGCUGCUGGGAGAAACAUUCUGAAAUGCCGUUUGGGGUUCACGGUCUGCAAAGAUGGGAAUCAAUGUGUCCUCAAUAUCAGCAUCUGUGAUGGAAAGAAAGACUGUCAAGAUGGAUCAGAUGAGAAUUGUGUGAAAGGGUGUCAUUUUGAGGACUUUCUCUGCAAGGACCGAAGGGGCUGUGUCUCAAAGAGUCGGGUCUGUGAUGGACUCUUUCAGUGCCAGGAUGGAUCAGAUGAGCUAAACUGUCCGAGUGCGGCCGCUCCUGCAGCUCAAGAUGUGCUGCAGUGCCACAGAAACGCAAAGAUGUGUAAUGAUGGCACAGAGUGUGUUUUACUCAGCCACGUAUGUGAUGGAGAAAAAGACUGCAUGGAUGGAUCUGAUGAAGAAGGAUGUCCAGGAAUUUGCAAAAAAGGUGAGUUUCAGUGUGCCCAUGGGAAAAUGUGCAUCCCCGAGGCUCAGGUGUGCGAUGGGAGGUUGCAGUGUCGGGACCAUUCAGAUGAAGCUGACUGCCAGAAACCAAUCAAGAGCUGUGAGCAUCGCUGUGCUGACGGGAAGCGCUGCAUCCCAAAGAAGUUCCUGUGUGAUGGAGAAAAAGACUGUGUGGAUGGCUCAGAUGAAGUGGGCUGCAAUCAGGCUGCUGCUCCAUCAUCAGAGUCUCCUGUCUUCACUGCAUCACCUUGCGUUGCUCCUUCAGUUCUCUGCCCUGGAUCAUCACUGUGUAUCUCUCAAAAUCAGCUCUGUGAUGGACAGAGAGACUGCCCCGAUGGAUCUGAUGAGAAUGACUGUGCGGUCCAGUGUGUAAACCCAACUGACUUUCUCUGCAAGGACCAUAUGGGCUGUGUCUCCAAGGAUCUGGUCUGUGAUGGACGCCGUCAUUGCCAGGAUGGAUCAGAUGAGCUGAACUGUCCGAGUGUGACCGCUCCUGCAGCUAAAGAUGACGUGCUGCAGUGCCAUAGGAAUGCAAAGCCGUGUAGUGAUGGCACAGAGUGUGUUUUACUCAGCCACGUAUGUGAUGGAGAAAAACACUGCAUGGAUGGAUCUGAUGAGAAUGACUGUGCAGUCCAGUGUGUAAACCCAACUGACUUCCUCUGCAAGGACCAUAUGGGCUGUGUCUCAAAGAGUCUGGUCUGUGAUGGACGCCAUCAUUGCCAGGAUGGAUCGGAUGAGCUGAACUGUCCGAGUGCGGCCGCUCCUGCAGCUAAAGAUGUGCUGCAGUGCCACAGAAACGCAAAGAUGUGCAGUGAUGGCACAGAGUGUGUUUUACUCAGCCAUGUAUGUGAUGGAGAAAAAGACUGCAUGGAUGGAUCUGAUGAAGAAGGAUGUCCAGGAAUUUGCAAAAAAGGUGAGUUUCAGUGUGCCCAUGGGAAAAUGUGCAUCCCCGAGGCUCAGGUGUGCGAUGGGAGGUUGCAGUGUCGGGACCAUUCAGAUGAAGCGGACUGCCAGAAACCAAUCAAGAGCUGUGAGCAUCGCUGUGCUGACGGGAAGCGCUGCAUCCCAAAGAAGUUCCUGUGUGAUGGAGAAAAAGACUGUGUGGAUGGCUCAGAUGAAGUGGGCUGCAAUCAGGCUGCUGCUCCAUCAUCAGAGUCUCCCGUCUUCACUUUUGCAUCACCUUGCGCUGCUCCUUCAGUUCUCUGCCCUGGAUCAUCACUGUGUAUCUCUCAAAAUCAGCUCUGUGAUGGACAGAGAGACUGCCCCGAUGGUUUUGACGAAAACGGCUGUGCGGUCCAGUGUGAAAACCCAAAUGACUUCUUGUGCAGCAACCAGAAAAAAUGUGUCCCUGGAAUGCAAGUGUGCGACGGCCGAGCCCAGUGUCCCGAUGGCUCUGACGAGAAGCUCUGUCAAUCACCUAAUCCUACUGCCACCUCCUCCAUGAGUGGCUUCGGCACCAGACCAACUCCUCUAAGAUGCCGCAUUGGUUUCAAACGAUGUAAAAAUGGCCAUGAGUGCGUUAUGUACAGCCAUGUGUGUGAUGGGGAGAAGGAUUGCAGCGAUGGCUCAGAUGAAGAGGGAUGUGUGGCUGAUGGUGCAAGUAUGACUACUGACACAGAAACACUCAGCUCAACUGGAUCUCCUUCCGUCAACCUUCACACAGAGCAACCUUGCAUCAGUCCUUCAAUUCUGUGUCCAGAUUCCUCUUUGUGCAUAGAACCAGCACAGGUAUGUGAUGGAAAACAAGACUGCCCCGAUGGCUCUGAUGAGAAGUGCGCGAAGAAGUGUCCUGAUGACAGAGACUUUCUCUGCAAGGACCGAAGGAGCUGUCUCUCCAAGAGUCUGGUCUGUGAUGGACUCUCUCAUUGUCAAGAUAGAUCAGAUGAGCUGAACUGUCCGAGUGCGGCCGCUCCUGCAGCUAAAGAUAAUGUGCUGCAGUGCCAUAGGAAUGCAAAGCUGUGUAGAGAUGGCACAGAGUGUGUUGUACUCAGCCAUGUAUGUGAUGGAGAAAAAGACUGCAUGGAUGGAUCUGAUGAAGAAGGAUGUCAAAAUACCUGCAAAAGAGGUGAGUUUCAGUGUGCCCAUGGGAAAAUGUGCAUCCCCGAGGCUCAGGUGUGCGAUGGGAGGUUGCAGUGUCGGGACCAUUCAGAUGAAGCUGACUGCCAGAAACCAAUCAAGAGCUGUGAGCAUCGCUGUGCUGACGGGAAGCGCUGCAUCCCAAAGAAGUUCCUGUGUGAUGGAGAAAAAGACUGUGUGGAUGGCUCAGAUGAAGUGGGCUGCAAUCAGGCUGCUGCUCCAUCAUCAGAGUCUCCUGUCUUCACUGCAUCACCUUGCGUUGCUCCUUCAGUUCUCUGCCCUGGAUCAUCACUGUGUAUCUCUCAAAAUCAGCUCUGUGAUGGACAGAGAGACUGCCCCGAUGGAUCUGAUGAGAAUGACUGUGCGGUCCAGUGUGUAAACCCAACUGACUUUCUCUGCAAGGACCAUAUGGGCUGUGUCUCCAAGGAUCUGGUCUGUGAUGGACGCCGUCAUUGCCAGGAUGGAUCAGAUGAGCUGAACUGUCCGAGUGUGACCGCUCCUGCAGCUAAAGAUGACGUGCUGCAGUGCCAUAGGAAUGCAAAGCCGUGUAGUGAUGGCACAGAGUGUGUUUUACUCAGCCACGUAUGUGAUGGAGAAAAAGACUGCAUGGAUGGAUCUGAUGAAGAAGGAUGUCCAGGAAUUUGCAAAAAAGGUGAGUUUCAGUGUGCCCAUGGGAAAAUGUGCAUCCCCGAGGCUCAGGUGUGCGAUGGGAGGUGGCAGUGUCGGGACCAUUCAGAUGAAGCUGACUGCCAGAAACCGAUCAAGAGCUGUGAGCAUCGCUGUGCUGACGGGAAGCGCUGCAUCCCAAAGAAGUUCCUGUGUGAUGGAGAAAAAGACUGUGUGGAUGGCUCAGAUGAAGUGGGCUGCAACUACAACACUGCAACAACAAAGGCUCCUGCUUUUCCUUUUGCUUCACCAUGCACUCCUCCUUCAGUUCUCUGCCCUCGAUCCUCACUGUGCAUUGCUGAACAUCAGCUGUGUGAUGGACAAAGAGACUGCCCUGAUGGAUUUGAUGAAAACGGCUGUAUGGUUCAUUGCGAAAACUCAAAUGACUUCUUGUGCAGUGACCACAAACGGUGUAUCCCUGAAAUGCAAGUGUGCGACGGCCGAGCCCAGUGUCCCGACGGCUCUGACGAGAAGCACUGUCAGUCACCAAAUCCUACUGCCACCUCCUCUGAUGAACUCAGCACCAGAUCGACCCCUCUGAAGUGCCGCAAUGGUUUUAAGCUUUGCGACGACGGCCUGGAGUGCGUCAUGUACAGCCACUUAUGUGAUGGAGAAAAGGACUGCAAGGAUGGGUCAGAUGAAGAGGGAUGUGCUAUUCAGUGUAAAGCAGGUGAGUUCCAGUGUUCUCAUGGGAAAAAAUGCCUCCCACAAGAGCGAGUGUGUGACGGGCAAAAUGACUGUCAGGACCGAUCUGAUGAAACUGACUGCUCAGUUAUGACUGAGGGCUGCCAUCAGCGCUGUGAUAAUAAUACUCGCUGCAUACCAAAGAGCUUCCUGUGUGAUGGAGAGAGAGAUUGUGCUGAUGGGUCAGAUGAAGAAAACUGUGGUUUGGUGUCUUGUGCGGAUCAUCAGUAUCGAUGCGCUAGCGGUCAGUGCGUGUCUGAGGCACUGAGAUGUGACGGAUAUGCCGACUGCAGUGACGGCUCUGAUGAGAUGCACUGCUCGAGGCCCCCACGCUGCCUCACCCAACUCCGAUGCCCACACACUCAUGAGUGUUUGCAGAAAGAGUGGCUCUGCGACGGCGAGGACGACUGUCAGGAUGGUUCAGACGAGAAGAACUGCAAUGCUCCUCCAGCAAAGUGCUUAAAGUUGCAGUGGCAGUGUGGAGACAGCAGUCAGUGUGUUCCUCUGUCCUGGAGGUGUGACGGGAGGAAGGACUGUUACAAUGGCAUCGACGAGGAAAAAUGUAGCCAGAAAAUAUGCCCUUCUCAUCUUUACCAGUGUGGCAGUGGAGAGUGUGUGGACACUAACCUGGUGUGUAAUGGCAUCACUAACUGUGCUGAUGGCUCGGAUGAGGGUGUGAAUUGUGUGCAGCGCAGCUGCUCCAGUCCAUCGGCUCCUUUCUGCGACCACAGCUGUGUCAGCACACCGUAUGGUCCGAAGUGCUACUGUGCUGCGGGUUUCAAACUGAUGCCCAGAGCCACGCACUGUGUGGACAUCGAUGAGUGUACAACAGCACCUCAUGCCGUAUGCAACCACAUUUGUCGGAACACCCGUGGAUCCUACAGCUGUCAUUGCCACCCUGGCUUCUACCUGGAGCCUGAUAACAAAAGCUGCAAGACAAAAGAUGAGCCCUUGCUUCUGGCAUCAGUGCAGUCAGACUUGUUCCUGCUGGGAGUCCAUAGCGGCACACUGCGUCUCCUCACCUCUACCAGUCGACCCGCCUUCUCGCUGGAUUAUCACUGGGUUCAACAGAGGAUUUACUGGCUGAGCACUGACUACCAGAGCAUCCGCUGGGUUGACAUGAGAAACCCAGAUAACAGAGGAAACCUGGUCAAAGGUGUGAAGUCGGAUUUUAUCGCAGUGGACUGGGUGGGUAAGAAUUUAUACUGGGUGGAUGGCCUGGUUGGUCAAAUUCUGGCAGUGAAACUCAGCAACACCACAGUGAGGUCUCAGGACUGCACUGUGGUCCUGGGAGAAGAUCUGGAGCAGCCAAGCUCCUUGGUUCUGCUGCCACAUAAAGGGCUGAUGCUGUGGUCUGAGAUCGGCAGCACGCCUCAGAUUAAGCAGUCUGGGAUGGAUGGUUCAGAGAGGAAGGUGGUGGUGAGCCACAGUUUGAGCUGGCCGGUCAGUUUGGCCUAUGACCUCCUAGAUAACAGAGUGUACUGGGCAGAUGAGAAGCUGCGCUGCAUUGGCUCAGCCUCUCUGGAUGGAGGCAACAUUAAGAUCCUUCAGUUGGCUGAAACGCCAAACCCUUUCUCAGUGGUGGUCUUCAACGAUCGUGUUUUCUGGUCUGACACAAAGAGAAGAGUCAUACGCUCAGCUGACAAGAACACUGGGAAAGACCAAAAGGUUGUUCUGAAGAGACCGGGACAGCCUUUUGGGUUAAAGCUGAUGCAUGCCCUUUCGCAGCCAGCUGUGCCCAGUCCUUGUGACCAUCUGCGCUGCUCCCAUAUCUGCCUUCUGGCCCCCCCAGUGACGGGCAGAUCUGCAGUAUGUCGAUGCCCGAAGGGCCUGUUGCUUUCAAAGGACAACAUCACCUGCUCUCAGCCCAGGGAUUCCUCUUUCAUUCUGCUCCUGUCUCAAAACACAAUCUACCAGAUUUACCUGCGCUCCUUGCGAAGGGAUGGUGUUGCCCUGAAAAAAAUGCCAAACAGCAGAGUCUUGGCUCUCCCAGAUGUAAACGAAGCCAUGGGGCUAGAUAUCUCCACCCAGGAGUUGUAUGUGGCUUAUGUGGGAUCUGUGGAUGUUCUGAAAAUGGGCAGCUACCGAUCAAGACAAGGACUCACACCUGCGGGACAAGUCCUAAAGCUGAAGGAUGAUUCAGUCACAGCUCUGGCAGUUGACUGGGUGACCUCUAACCUCUACUGGAGCAGCCGCUCGAGGCCCAACAUCCAUGUGACAUCCCGCAAUGGUGGCUACACCACGUCCCUCCUGCAGGGAUCACUGACGGUUACCACAUCCAUCGCGUUACAUCCCUUCUCAGGUCGACUUUGCUACACAGCAGUGGUCAUGGCAGGUGGGAGGACCCAGACGGAGGUGGUCUGUGCCUGGAUGGAUGGCCGUAACAAAGCAGUGCUGUGGGGAAAGUCGAGGAUCCCCAACUCCCUGGUGUUCAUUAAUAAUGGUAGCAGACUCUACUGGGCUGACACUGAUGCAGGAGUGAUCAGCUCCAUUGGAGUGGAUGGUUCGGGAUAUAAACAGUUUAAGGCAGGACCCGAUCUGAUUAUUUCCUUUACAUACACCGAGAACAUCCUGUUCUGGGUCACACAGGGAAAGGAUGUGACCAAACUGUGGUUCAGUGAUGGCCUCCAGUCUAAACAGUUGUGGUUUGAGACAAAGACCAGUGUGGUGGAAGUCAGAGCUUACAGCAAUGACAGCCAGUCUGGAAGCAAUAGCUGCUCCAAAAACAAUGGCGGGUGUGCCCAUCUGUGCUUGGCCUAUCCCGGAGGCCGGACGUGUAAAUGUGGGCGUGGCUUCUACAGCAUAAAUGUAACUUCUUGUGCCCCAAUCCCCUCCUGUGACCCUGGAGAAGAAUCCUGCUUUGACCGCAGCAAGUGCAUCAGCAGCAGCAAGUUCUGUGAUGGACAGGUUGACUGCCCGGACCAGUCAGACGAACAGGACUGUCCAGCUUCAAAUGCUACCUCAUUUGGAACUAAAGCCACUGAUGGCCACCCUCUGGAUUCGUUGCCAUCAUCUUCCUACCCGUCUCCCCCCAAUGUUGACAAGAACUCAGUUAAAAAAUCUGCAUCCUGUGAUCUGCAACACUGCAAGGGUCGCGGGAACUGCAUCGCGGAGGGUAAAGUCACUCGCUGCCAGUGUCUGUCUGGUUACAAAGGAGAGUUCUGUCAAGAGGAAGAAAGGCAAAGCCACGUGGGCGUGAUCCUGGGUGUCUUCUGCGUCAUUGCAGCGCUGAUAGUCGCCGGCUUUAUUUUCACUAAAAGGAGAGGAUGGGAGCUCAUCAGAAGCAGAUCCACAGACAAAGAAAAUCUCAUGUCCAACAUGGCUCUAUCGAGUGAUCUGGAGUCUGACUCUGAGGAGGUAGACUCCCCAGCUGACAUGAACCCCCCAGCACAGCUCAAUUAGACCACUCUACACUGAUGGAUGAUGCUGCACUAGCUGUUGUGUUAGCUAUACAACAACCUGGAAGUUAUCAGGUGUCACAUGUAAUUUGUGAGAAUGCAUUUCAGUGCCUAUCAAAACACUGGGAAAAAAAAGAUUGCUGUUUUAUAGCAUAUAGCACAAAAGUCCUCACUAUUAGCAGCUGCUCUCAAACAUUUAACAUUUUCAACAUUCUGAUUGGACAGUUGGGACUAGUUUGGUACGUUUCAUAACAGUGAGUCAGGAGAAACGACAUGGCUGAGGUGACUCAGUAACAGUGCCCUUGGAAAAAAAAUAAAGACUUUAAAUUUCUUGGCACAGAUUUUCAUUAUGUGUAAUGUGCUCUGUCAAUGUCUGGCUCUCUGACAUUUUUCUCUUUAGCCAUUUGUGUAUACAGUAUGCUGUACAUUGUACACUCCUGGGAGCGUUAUCACUAUGGGGCUUAUCAACUUGAGAUUACAUUCGGUUUCUGCCAACACUCAAUGUCUGCCAUUCUUUUUCUUUCUUUUUUUUUUUCCCCAAGGUAACCCUUUGUCAUUCAUCAGUCAUUCUGAUACCAGUUUUGCUUUUGUUCCUGGUUUCCACUCUUCUGUUUCUCACAUGGAACAUUUGUUGUCAUUCAGUCUGACUAAAAUCUGGAUUUUAUCCUGAAACUACGAGCAUGCAUGGUUUUUAAUUUGACAGUAUUGCUUUUUGCCCUAAUACUGCAAGUUGGAGGAUGAGAAAUGUCAAUAAAAUAUAACUUAUUUGUAA
This is a messenger RNA of Oreochromis niloticus (Nile tilapia), 11258 nucleotides long. RefSeq names its product low-density lipoprotein receptor-related protein 1B (gene lrp13b). NCBI's taxonomy places the organism in Eukaryota, Metazoa, Chordata, Actinopteri, Cichliformes, Cichlidae. The coding region runs from base 84 to 10490 and encodes 3468 amino acids. Gene Ontology annotation, molecular function: low-density lipoprotein particle receptor activity; calcium ion binding; protein binding. Gene Ontology annotation, cellular component: plasma membrane; signaling receptor complex. The record is from RefSeq and is a predicted model, not a curated record. The transcript has 53 exons.